AUGAAGAAAAUUUUUAUCUUUAAUGUAGUCCUUUCCGUUUUGAAUAAGUAUGUAAAAAGGGAACCCCGUGAUUUUUCCUUUUUUAUAUAUUCGUUAAAAACAAGGGGUUUUCAGAAUGAGGAUUUUAACAACGGCGAUGAACACACGGGAGACACGAGUGGCGGCGGUGGUCAGGGAGGAGAAAACGUGAACGCACCUUUUACAAACGCUGCGGGGGAUAACACGAGCAGCACUGCCGCCAGCAGUAGCAGUGGUGCUCUUGGGAGCAGCAUCCUUAUCGGCAGCAGCGCCAACAGAAUAAGCAGCAUAAGCCAGCUGAACGCAACCAUCACCAACUUCUUUUCAAAUGCGCUGGCGGAGGCAAUUGGAAAAAAACAGGACAAAGAUAGCCCCCAAGAUGACCAGAAAAAGGAAGACGAAGCGGUGGAAAAUAAAAGAAUACCGAUAGUACACACCUCCAUUGAUGAUAUUAAAAGGUUUUCCUACGUGAAGGGGAAGUUGAAGUUGAUCUACGUCAAAUCGUUCUACGACGAUGAUGGUGAUGGUAAUGGUAAUGGUAAUGAUAAUGACAAUCAUGAUGGUGAGCGCAACCUCAAAGAGCUGUACGAGGCGAAGUUCCAAUUUUACAAAGACAAAGUAAUUUACGUCACGACCUUUGCCCUGGUAAAAAAUUCCCUAAGCGAGAAUGUCAACCAAACGGAAAAGUGGUUCAAUGCCUCCAUGAAACUUUUGCAAAGAAAUUAUUAUAAUAUAACCCUGAGGUGUAAUCCCAUAAUGGAAACAUCCUAUGGAAGCUUUUCAUUUACCGCAGAGGAACUCAAGCGGUUUGAAGCAUUAAGAAAGGCCCUGAAAAAAAGGGUAAACAUAACGCAUGACAAUCUUUUUUACAACUUGGAUAUUUUUAAGAGUGCCAAGAGGAAAUACCUCCAGCAGAUGAAUUACAGUUUUGUGGAUCCCGAUUUUAUGAGCAGUGUAGAUGCAAAGGGUGGCCAUUCAGAUGCUGCGGAUGCUUUCAACCUAGAGGAGGAUCUGCUGAACAGUUUAAAUCCCUUCGACAAAAUGAAAUAUGUCUCCCACAGGAGAGUCAAAAAUAGUCAUAAGAUAGUGUUUAAAAAGGUGGAAGACCGAUUCAUCGUGUACAAUUUGAUACGAGACAACAUAAUCGAAUCGAAGGAAACCCCCGAAGUGAUCAUUUUUGAAACCAGCAACAAUGGCAUAUUCACCUACGAUGCUAAACACUCCAAAGAUAUCAACCUGUUAAGUAGCAACUUUGAGACAGAAAUUAUGAUGGACACUAACGCAUUCGCAAACGAACAUGAUAAGUACUUCUUCUUAAACAAACAUGAUUCUGUUCAUUUGGAGCUCCAAAAUAAGGGCAUAAUAAAAUAUGAUUUUAUUUACACCUGGUUAUCUACCUACUUCAUCGAUGAUCAUAAUUACAAAUUCUUUUACCCCUCUUUUUAUCUGUCCAAACAGUAUGACAAUUUUGAUAAUGGCUUAUACGGGGUCAAUUUUUACUCCCCCCAAUAUUAUAGUUUCUUCGAGAAGGCGCAAAGUAGUUAUGCGCACGUGGGGGAUGGGAAGAGGGAGGCGGAAAACGACGUGCCCUACGAUGAAUUAACCCAGGGGGACCCCUCAAAGAGCAUUCGUAACGAUAAUAACUUCUCCUUUUUUGAGCUAAAGACCACUCUUCGUAGUGAAAACGUUGGACGGGGGGGCUAUGGAAACGUGCCAGGAUAUUAUAGCAACAACGGAAUGGAAGACGGAAGCAACCAAGGCAAUUUCCCAUACGGCGCUGACACGAAUCCGAACAAUAUGGGUGGUAGAGGUCCUAGAAGAGAAGGGGGGGAGGAGAGAAAUGCAUAUAACCCUUCACAUGCCCCUCCUUACCCUCCUGGUAAUAGACAAGGUCCUAACGAUAUGGACUUUAACAUGAAUGCCCAGGCAGGAAAAAGAGGAAAUGACGUGCCAUAUAAAAAUGCUAACGUAAAAGAUGCAAAGGCCAGAAAAGGUCCUAAUGAGGCAGCAAGCAGUGACGCCGGUAGCUCCUAUCUUGGCAGUGUCUUUGGAUACAUGAAGAAAGUAAAAAAUAUCAUUUACGGUGAUGAGGAAAAUGAGUCCUCCAGCGACAGUUCUCAUAAAACUUUUGAUAAGCGCCAAAAAUCGAAGAUGUUGCAACAGGGUAAGUACACCCAUAGGAAUUCCAUAUUUUAUAGUUUCACACCGGAUGAUAUGAAUGCGCCCGGGAAAAAACCAUCCAACGAGGACAUUCAGAGAAUGAUGGCCAUGUACACAUCGAAGGAAAGCCUCCCGCCGGGGGAAGACCCAGCCACUAGAGCGUUUCUCUCAAUGGAGGAACCGAAUAAGUACUCUAAGGGGCCAUCCACCGAUCAGCCAAUACCCCCCGCUCCAACCAUGUACCCCGAAAAUUUUCAGCCAGGGCCCAUGACCUUUGACAGAAAAUAUGGCGAAGACUUUGAGGACUACUUCGAAAGAAAGUCGAAUGAAUAUUUCGACCAGAAGCCGGGUGAACCAAAUGAGAAAAUGUACGACAAAAAUGGGGAGGACUAUUUUGAAAAAAAAUCGGAUGAAUAUUUUGAAAAAAAAUCGGAAGAAAAUUUAGACAAAAAGAUAGAAGAAUUCUUUGGAAAAAAAAUGGAGGUUCAAAUGGAGGAAAGGGCACCCCAGCAAAAUGUGGAGGACCCUUUUGAUAAAAAAACGGAAGAUAAGAGCAAACUAUUUGAAGAUCACAAAUAUGGCUCGCUCAUCCCUUUUCUGUAUAAAAUAUUUCAUGACAAGACCCUCCUAUCGGAUGAGUUCCUCAACAGUGACCAUUACGAUAGGGAAGAUUCUGAUCAGUCCUCCUUGGAGCGGAACUCAAGUGACGAUUCUAAUGAGGAUUCUUCUCGUGCACACCAUCGAUUUUCGUCUUCAGCGGAAGGCAGCAAACCGUUGGAAGGCAGUUCCUCUGGGGAUUCCACCGACAGUGAUAACAUACAGGUAGCAGAAAACGUCGAUGAAAAUUUAAAAGACAAGAUUUAUGAAGGGAGUGGAGAUUUUCCAAAAUACGGAGACGUACUAGAAAGACACCCAAGUAGAAUCAUUGUGGGGUUGCUUCAAGAGGAGGAACAAAGUAGGUUCAUUCUGGACUGGCUAUCUGGGGAUAACAUUCUGUGCGUGCUUAGAUCCACACACUACAAAGAGUUAUAUUACAAUAUGGUGCGAAAAAAUUAUUUCAAAGUUUUGAAUAAGUUUAAAUUUGGAAGUGAUAAGCAAUUGGCCAUUCUGUCUAGUGACGCAAAGGGGGUAACCAUGAGUGCGGAUUUUUACCCUCAUUUUUCGGCCAUAAAGUUCUUCUUUAAUGACAAAGGUAGUGAAAACUUUGAGGAUGAACUUAAGUCCUAUCUGAUGAUCAUCCACUAUUUGCUAAAUUCGUACAGUAGCCCUUGUAGGAAUUACAAAAAUGUUAAAUAUUUUUACAGCGGCGAUACGUUCAGUGUGGCUCACUUGAACUUUAUAAGUGACAAACUACUUGCGCUACUCUCCGAGUGCGCCUUGGAAACGAUGAAUUGGGACAUCCCCACAGGGGUGAUAAGAAAAAAUGAAAAUGACAUAAAUAGGACCAUUUUCAGUAGAGUCUUAAAAGAUGUGAGCAGAAGCGUACAUCACUAUGCGUUCAAAUGUAGAAUGGUAAACGGAAAGGAUGCAGUUCAAUUUGCCAUGAGUAAUUACACCAUGGUGGAAGACGAUUACAACGUUAAGUAUGAUUUUUUUCUUAACGUAACGUCUAGAGUGUUCUAUUUGCACGCCAUAGGCCUAGUCCAUGGGAACAUCAAGGCAGAUAACUUUCUAAUUCAGGAAAACGAAGAGGAUGAUAAACAUGUGAAGGUCCUUCUAAGGACAUUUAACGACACUGUGGAAGAGGGAGGCUAUGGAAAUUUCAAAGGAAGCGCAAUUUACGCAGCUCCGGAAAAAUUAAAAUCGUACUUUAAUACCAUCACGUAUAAUUUAAAAAGUGACGCUUUUUCCUUGGGAUUGAGUUUGGCUACUAUAUUUACAAAAAAAAAUUUUGUCUUGCAAAAUGUAGAAAGGAAGUUAACCUAUCCAGUAGAUAAAUACAUCCUCAGUCUCAUCAAAAGAAACCCCAUGGUGUUGCUGUGGAUCAAAUCGUUUAACCCGUUUUUAAGGAAACGACUAAGUAUAUUUAAAUUUAGAUCCUACUUGAAAGUUAGCGUGCAAGAGUUGGAGAGAAGGCUGUCCGAAAAAAGUGUCUACAAAUGGUUUGACGACAAAUUCCAGUUUAUUAAUUACGAGGAGGAAGACAGUUUGCAUUCUCUUUUUACCAAAGCGGAAGGGAGAAAUGUACCCGGUGUGAGCAACAACUCGUCCAAAAUGAAAACCGAAGAACAGCGCAACGGUUUGGACUCCUGUUUUUUUCGUUACACGCAUGCAUCGAAUAAGGAAAAAGAAGUCGAAACGCACUCGCCGAAGGAGUCCCACUCGUUUGACAUGUUCAAGGGGGAACCUUCAUCUGGGGACGAGAAGGAAGAAGGCGUUUCUUUUUACCAAUUGCCGGUGGGGGUGAAGCGUAUAGGUUCGUCCGCACGUGGGAGAGAACACAGCGGGGGUAGUAGCGAUGGUAGUAGCGAUAGUACUAGCGAUAGCAGCAGCGAUGGCAGCAGCGAUGGUAGCAGCGAGGGCAGGACCGCCCAACGGAGGAAACCCUACUUUUCAAGCAUCUCCAAACACGACUUUGGGGAAAGCUCCAGCAAAACGAGUAAGAAGUUCCGGAAAGGGAAAAAAAGUGAUAAGGAAAAUGUUUACAAAAUACCGUUCGGAAAAAAUUUCGAACACGAAGUGGAUUAUUCCUCUUUAGAUGCACACAAUAGGAAGAAUUACAUUAACGCAUGUUACUAUUUUAAAAAUGGAGUGGUGGGGACUGCCAUGAAGACGCUGUCCAUUGAACAUGAGGCUUAUAGGCCGAACCUAUUUGACAUGUACCUACUUAACAAGGAGAAGCUACCCUAUUUGGUAGACAAAGACGAUCAUGUGAAAAAUUUAAUGUCCAUUUUAAAAGGUUUUUCCACACCAGACUGUAGAGCAGUAUUAAACGAUAGAAUAUAUAACAAAUGGUACAGCGUUAGAAAGAUGGUUCUCCUAAAAGCUUUGCUUUUUUAUGGCUACUUUAGCCUGCACGAGAGAUUAUCAUACGAAUUUAAAUUAUACGAAUUGCAGAAUUUCCCCCUCAGCGAAGAUAAUGGGGAUACUUUCGAAACAGUCGUGAGGAGAUGCAUGGAGAGGACACACUUCAAUGAAUUCAGCAACUUGCUCUUGGCUCAGUACGUCUAUGAUAAUUACCACAAGGGUGAUCAAUACACGAGCAUAUUCGUAAAUCUCUACGCUGUGAACGAAACGGUUUACGAUAUAGACACCAACAGGGUAACCAAUCUGAUGAGACUGUACAUAAAACAAAGCCUUAGCAAAAUUGACUUCAAAAAUGCGGACAAUUUUUUACUCUAUAUGAGGAGAAAAGAACUGCAUAGGAAUAUUGGCGGAGCCGAAUUGACGCCAGUAAAAAUAGACAAGUCAAAUUAUCUCGACCUGUAUGAACAGAAAGUGCCUCUCAUAAAUUCGUUCAUCAUAAAAAUAGACAAAUUUGUAAUCAAAGAUAUGAAUGUAAAUUUGGCCGUUCUUCUGAAUAACGCCUUUUGGGGGGUGAAAAAUAAAUGCAAGUGCGUCAACUAUACUCAUCUGCAUGUUAGAAGGGGAAGAAGUGAUUUACCACAGGGACAUGUAAGUGGAAAGCAAAUGAUAGAUUUACACAAACCUGUGGGUACUGUGUUGAGGGGAAUUAUUCCAAACCAUUUUGAGAUGCAGAACAACCCAAAUGAUCUGCUCUCCUGGAGCACAUUCAAACCGAGCAACAUCCACUUAGAUGUUGUCCUUCGAAAUAGUUUACACUUAAUAGAUAGAAGUACUCUAAUAGCUUGCUCGAAAAGGCUAAGUAAAAUCGCACCGGUGUACUCCCCUAACAUUACAAGUGCUCACAAAGGCGAAAUGAUGAAAAUUAAAGUGGGAUUGGGGGCAUCAACCUAUUUUUACUUAUCCUUUAAUAUAUCUCUUCUUAGAUCGAAGGAAAUAUCCUUGAAGGACGUAAUUUAUUUUAUAUACAAAAAUUACCAUUCGCAACUUGACAAAAAUGUCACGUACAGCAACGUAGGGGGGAAGAACAGACGGGCGAAUUUCAACUGCCUCGCCAUGAGUGAACAGAACACCUUUUUUUAUAAUAACGUCACAGGGAAUUUGAUUAAAGAAACUUCCCUCAAUAGAGUCAUCUCCGCGUUGUACCAUGUUGACCUGAUGGAGCCCUCUUACGUUGUUAAGGCCGCCCUCAAUUACUACAACAAUAGGGGCAAAAAUUCCGUCUUGUUGAGGCUGGUAACUGUUUGUAAUGCAGUAAGUGAGAGGAGGAAGGGCGGUCAUGCGAGGGAGUCAGAGUUUGUUCUGGAGCCCUCGGCGGGUGUGUAUUCCGACGGGGCGGGGCGAUCUAGGAGCGGAGAACAGGUAGGGGUGGAAAGUAGAGAAGUGGGAAGUAGAGAAGUGGAAAGUGCAGAAAUGGAAAGCAUAGACGUGGAAAGUACAGACGAGGAACGAAUAGAUGAGGAAAGCACAUAUCUUGAACCGCCAACCGAUGAACCCGCAGGUCUCGAACAGCCAGCCGAUGAACCCGCAGGUAUUGAACAGCCAUCCGUUGAACACACAGAUCUCGAACCGCCAGUCGAUGAGCCCACAGAUGUGGAACCCCCAAACAGUGAACCCACACAAGACGAAGUCACAACUGUUGAACCGCUAACAGAUGAACCGCUAACUGCUGCACCGCUAACUGCUGAACCGCUAACUGCUGAACCGCUAACUGCUGAACCGCUAACUGCUGAACCGCUAGCUGAGGAACCCCCAGUUGUGCUCUCCCCAAAGGAGUCGUCCUUUCUGCAGAGGCAAAAAAAUGUGAUAAAGGCAACCCAUAAGGAUGGAGCCUAUCACUACGGAACUGUGGAGUGCCUGAGCUUCUUACACAAAAAGGUCGUCCAUUUUUUCCAUGACGGUAGUAUUACAAAUGCAUUCGAUCAGAUAGCCAUUCCCUCGGCGUACACAUAUAUAUAUAAAAAGAAAAAGUUGAAAAAUGGCAAAUUCCAGUAUAGCACAAAAACGGUAAAUUUUAACAUCAUUUCCAAUGUGAUGAAUUUGCAACGAUAUGAAAAGGAGAUGUACACUUUGGCAGAUUUUAUGAAUUUAAUUAUCCAAUGGUUGGUGGAGCAAGGACCGUUCGACAUCAAAAACAAAUGCAACUUCUUAUCUUGUAGUAGCCACGGUUCCCAAUUCGGGAUGGCCUUAAGCAUAACCACAGAGAGGGGAGUCAAACAUGCUAUAUACAAAAAUGAUGAAGGCCUGAUGAAAUUUCUCUUUUAUAAUAUAUUGAAAGAUCACCAGUCAAGGCGGUACGCCCCCGAGCUUAUAGCGUCCGCAAUUAAGUUGUACAAUUUGAAGGUGACCUUUUUUUUAAGGGAUGAAAUUGGCGGUAUAUUCCCAGACCUCCAAACUUCGGUUGCCCCUCCGGAAGAGGCCGCGGCCCUCCCCCCGUUCACCGACUGCUUAAAACAGCUAAAGGGGAAAAAUGUCACCCUGUUUGGGGACGAGGCAAGCCAAGGAAUGUACGUCUCCUUCAUAUUAAAAUUCGUAAAUAAAAACAUCAUGUACAGAAUAUCGAAGGACACGUUUAACAAAAUAAUAUACUACUUUAAUGACCAGGAAGUGAGCAAGAAUGACGGGCGGAAUUUGCACAACCAUGUUUUGUCAUCUCUCCCCGAAAUUGAGGACAAGUUUCGGCAUGUGUUUUUAAGCGAGCUAAGCUACUAUGUCAACAUUCCCACGGAGUUAAAAAAAAAAAAAAAAUCAUUUUCGGUUACCAUGAAUCCAAAAUUUUACGAAAUUUUAAGUCAGAAAUGUAACCUGCAUGAACGGAACUGCUCCUACGCUGUCGAGGAAAUGAUUAGCAACGUCAACGGAACGUUUGUAGAACCCGUUUUUGUUGUUAAAAAUGUGAUGAACUUUUUCCUGAGGAGAAAAAUCCGUGCCGUUUUAAGCCGAAUAAAGCACACCAUAGUUAGUUAG
Plasmodium vivax (malaria parasite P. vivax) is the source of this 8169-nucleotide messenger RNA. RefSeq lists its product as hypothetical. The record is from RefSeq and is a predicted model, not a curated record. Lineage: Eukaryota; Apicomplexa; Aconoidasida; Haemosporida; Plasmodiidae. Gene Ontology annotation, molecular function: ATP binding; protein kinase activity. Bases 1 to 8169 code for a protein of 2722 amino acids. The transcript is spliced from 5 exons. Gene Ontology annotation, biological process: protein phosphorylation.